Pogona vitticeps (central bearded dragon) is the source of this 3125-nucleotide messenger RNA. Lineage: Eukaryota; Metazoa; Chordata; Lepidosauria; Squamata; Agamidae. The record is from RefSeq and is a predicted model, not a curated record.
CCCCGCUGGUAGCGGCGGGUGGGUCUCUCCUUGCGCGGCGUCUGGAAAGGCUGCCUCUCUUUUCGGCUGGCAUGCAGCCGCCGCGGGAUCGUCCGACCCGCCCGCCGUCCUAGGACUUUGUCGGUUCCAGACUUCUAAACGCCGCUCCGCUGUUGCCUGGUUCCUGCACUGGGGGAGGGAGGGCAGACGCCUUCGCUUCCUCCAUUGCAGCAGCUGCACCAUGUCGGGGAGCCGCAGCCACGACGGGAAGCAGGCAGAGCAGGUGGAAGGCGGCGGCGGCGUUGGCGGCGGCUCCAGCUCCUCGUACCUGGAAGACGGGCAGUGCGACUCGGGCAUCGGGUCUAUCCGUUCCUUGCACAGCCAGGUUGGGGAAGGCGACCCCCGAUCGCCGGCAGCCCGGGGCGCCACGUUGGACAAGGGUCCCGAUUCCCCGUGCACCGGCAAGGAGGGGCCGGCCGAUGGGGAGGAGAGGCUCGACUCCAGCUAUGGCUCCUCGUCGCUCGUUGAGUCCCUGGCGGGACUGGAUGAGGCCCCUGUCCCUAAAAAGGAGGAGGAGGAGGAGGAAUCGGGAGAAGAAGAAGAAGAAGAAAGGGUCAGGCAGCAGCAGCAGCAGCAGCAGCUGGAGACUUUCGCUUUCGUGUCCGAAGAAGGAGACACGUUACUGCACCUUGCAGUCAUCCAUGGUGUGCCCUCUAUAGCACUCUGCUGCAUUGCCCAGUUACCUGUUGAGGUGUUGGAGAUCCAGAAUGACUUAUUCCAGACUCCUCUUCAUUUGUCGGUGUACCUGGAGCAACCCAGAGUGGUGCAAGCACUAGUCCUAAAAGGGGUGAAUACAGCUGUGCAGGACCGCAAUGGAAACACCCCACUACACUUGGCUUGUGAACAGCAGAAUCUGGAGUGUGUCCAGCUGUUGCUGAUGCAGGAACCAACCACCAAUAAGAACCCAAAGGGCAAAAAAACCCUACAAAAUCUGCAAAUCCAGAAUUGGCAAGGCUUGACUUGCCUACAUAUCAGCACCUUGAAAGGGAACCUACAACUGAUGGCUUUGCUGGUGAAGAAAGGAGCUGACAUUAAUGUUCAGGAUGGCACAAGUGGAAAGACACCUCUGCACUUGGCGGUGGAAAACCAUGACGAGAUGGCUGUGAAGCAACUCUUGAGAAUGGGGGCGCAGGUGGAUGCCCAGAUGUACAAUGGUUGCACCCCAUUGCACCUGGCUGUAGGCAGGAAGGAUGCUGCCAUUACUGCCAUCCUUUGCCAUUCAGGGGCUGAUACCUUGCUGCGGAAUAUGGAGGAUGAGACAGCACAGGACCUAGCUGAUGGCAAUGAUGAUAUCUUGACGCUCUUGCCGUUUGAUGACCUGAAGAUCUCAGGGAAGCCUGUGGUGUGCUCCAGUUGAGCACCUUAAGACUUGUGUGUGAAUAGUUAUUUUGGGAGAUGGUCAGUGAUCAAGCUGCUUCACGUUGACAGGAGUAGAGCUGGUCACCAGUAAAUCAUUCCCCUUGCUGCAGAAUGUGAGCCUUUGUGCCGCUUCAGACAUUUUUUGGGACUGCAGGAGGCUACGGGGGAAAAAAGUAGCCUAAGAAGAAAAUGGCCCCACCGGUCUGUUGAAUUUGCUCCUUGGAUGUUGAUGGGCACUUGACUCCUGUUCAGAGGGACGGGGCCUGUACUUGCUCUGUCUGCUGUGUCUUAAUAAGCAGAAACCACAAGGCUCAAGAGGAUGACUUUUUUCUCCAGACUUACACCGUAAAUAAACACGGUCUGAAUCCCCCUUCUUCCUCUUCUUUCAUGUCCCUGACAGAACUGUCGCAAGUGUUUUUCUGUUCCAUUUCUGCCCAGGAUGGCUUCUGUUUGAAAUAGGUUUUCUCUCCAGUCAAGUUGUUGCCUGCUGUCAUGUAGGCCUUGUGCAUUUCCUUCAGGGACUACUCCAGGCUGCACUGUUACCUGGGAGUCCAGAUGUAGAAUCCACCCUGCCUCUCACCUAUUGCCUCCUGUGGAGGAAAACUCUUUCAGACAGAAUUGGCUUGACCAGAACUUGCCUUUAGUUUCGCCCAGCUGCCUUGGCAGCAGACAGAAGAUUAUCUGGACAAAUAAAGUAUGAGGGGACAAAGAAAUUCUCAGCUUCUUUUGUUUCUAGGGCUAGGCCCUGUUCUGCUUCAGCUCUGUGUGGGACAGUAUGGCUGCAUAGCAUGGCUGCAUAGCAAAGCACUAACUUAUUGAAGCACCAUCCAACUUCUUGCAGCACUUUCCUCAAGCAAACAUAGGCUGGCAAUUUACAAAGGUCUAUGCUCCAGGUUAGCUUCUGGAACUAGAAUGGACAACGAGAUUUCAGUGUCUGUGCCUGUCCACCUGGGGUUGCAGGAGCCACCUUGUGCAUUGCCUGUGAGUUAUCUUCUUGAAUGUUAGCCUUAUGAGAGAUAUGUGACAAGACUCCGGGACAACUUUUCCAGCUUUUGCUCGUGAUAGUGGGAGAAGCAGUUCAUUGGUACUGUUUUUUACAUCCUGAUUUUUAGCAUUUAACACUGCCCACUGAGACAGUGUGUAAUCAGGUAUUCUUGCUUUGUCUGCGUUUCAAAAGUGAGAUUAUUGAUUCUGUCAUGAAAAUACUGUGAAACAGCUUUUGGAAGUAAAUGGGAGACUGGGAUCGUGUUAUUGUGCGUUAAGUUGGUGGUGCUUCCCAAGUCAGUGGUUCUAGUGGCUUAUGAGGUGGUAAAACUUUGUAUACACACUUGGCACAGCUGUAUAUUUGGGUCAUCAAAUGGUUGGAAUGAGAGUUGCUUACAUGUAAACCCUACUUGUGGACGGGGGAAAUUCCCAGCUCCUUCCCUCCCAUUAUUUGCAGCCUGGGAGUGGCUGUUAGUAAAGUGGCAAAUCCUGGAUGGCGCAAUCAGUUGGGAUGUUCUAGGGAGACUUUUUCUUUCAUCCUUCCUUCCCUGUUUUUCUGAAGACAGAUUAAGAAACAGCAGCGGCUUUCUGCAACCUUUUCCUCUAAAGGUCUCACUUAUUUUCUGUGUCUUGUUUCAGCUUGAGGCCUUUGUUACUGUUUCUGCCCUGUCCUCUAAGAAAUGUGUUUUUUAUUUUAUACUUUUGUUUCUCAAAAACAAAAUAAAGUUCUUAAACUGGUUGAA